Bombyx mori (domestic silkworm) is the source of this 7887-nucleotide messenger RNA. RefSeq names its product phospholipase D2 (gene Pld). The transcript has 21 exons. Lineage: Eukaryota; Metazoa; Arthropoda; Insecta; Lepidoptera; Bombycidae. Gene Ontology annotation, biological process: phospholipid catabolic process; regulation of vesicle-mediated transport; phosphatidic acid biosynthetic process. The coding region runs from base 368 to 3931 and encodes 1187 amino acids. The record is from RefSeq and is a predicted model, not a curated record. Gene Ontology annotation, molecular function: D-type glycerophospholipase activity; phosphatidylinositol binding. Gene Ontology annotation, cellular component: intracellular membrane-bounded organelle.
CAGUGACCAAUUUCCACCAAGUGGACUGCAAACUCGUCUGCUUGUUUAAUACAAUUAAAAAUAAAGGUUCUCAAUCAAAUAUCGGACAAAACGAACUUUCGGUAAUCGAGAGAAGGAGGUGUGUUGGACGGUUAAAUUUGAUGAUAUUGGGUUCUGUAGCUCCCUACUACAACUACUGACGUCAUUCGACAAGUUCUACAAUGAACUCGAACAUCCUUGAACUGUUUUAAUGAAUCAAGCUUUUUGUAAGCCCCACCCGGCCCCGGAAACCCUAUGAUUUAAUCGUCGUUGAGAACUAUGAGAGAACGAAGUUCCGUAAGGUCGCUCUGAAGUAGAUGAACAACUGUACAGUUACACAAACUACGGGAUGGAUGUAUCCACGCCCACGACCCCGGGCGACUGCCUACCAGGGCUAUUCCAGCACAUGGACUCCUUGAGCCCAGGGUUGGACUCCGAAUUUGACGAAAGUCUUGCAGUACCUGAGUCACUCUCAGUUAUAGACAUAGAUAAAGUUGACAAUAAGGAUUGUGACGCAGUACUUGCCAAAUCGGUGCCAUUCAAACACAUCCACGAACCACCUAUAAAAUUCAAUUCGGUUCAUAGGAAAGUGUUCAUUCCUGGAGUCGAAAUAAAGGUGAGAUUUGUCGAAAACGAAAGGAGUGUUACAACACAUCUGCUGAAUCCAAAUUUGUAUACAAUAUCCCUGCAACAUGGCGACUUCACGUGGACGAUCAAGAAGCGAUACAAGCACAUAUUAAAUCUGCACCAGCAGUUAACACUAUAUCGGGCGUCGCUAAACAUACCGUUUCCAACGAAGGCCCAUAAGUCUAGGAGGGCUAGCUUCAAGAACACGGUUGACACUGAAGAGAAAGCCGAGAGGGUGGCUCUCGAAGCUGUCCCGAGGAGUAACUCAAAACGCAUCACCAAACCGAGGAAGCGAAGAGGGGCUUUGCCAAGGUUUCCGAAGAAACCAGAAGUCAUGAUCACGUACGAAGGUAUACAAUUGCGAAUGAAACAAUUAGAAGAAUAUUUAUAUAAUCUCCUGAACAUAUCCAUAUACAGGAAUCAUCACGAAACGGUGAAAUUUCUUGAGGUUUCAAACUUAUCAUUUAUAUCGGAGCUCGGAAGCAAAGGAAAGGAAGGCAUGAUACAGAAGCGGACCGGCUCCACGCAGCCCGGUCAAGCAGGAUGCAACUGCUUCGGACUCCUGGGUACCGUCGUCUGUGUCAGGUGUAAUUACUUCUGCACCGGUCUGGUCUGUGCUAAAUGGCAGGAGCGCUGGUUCUUCGUCAAGGACACAUUCUUCGGCUACAUAAGACCCCGGGACGGAAUUGUCAAGGGCAUUAUGCUGUUUGAUCAAGGUUUCGAGGUAUCGAGCGGAAUGUACUCGACUGGGAUGAAUCACGGUCUUCAGAUACUGAACCAGAGCCGACAAAUGGUCAUCAAGUGCUGGACGAAACGAAAAAGCAAGGAGUGGAUGAACUACCUCAAGACUGUAGCUAAUCAGAGUGCCCGCGACUUCACGUACCCGAACGUGCACCACUCGUUCGCGCCCCCCCGGCCCGCCACCCCCGCGCGCGCGCUCGUCGACGGCGCGGAGUACUUCUCGGCGGCGGCCGACGCCAUGGAGCUGGCGCGGGAGGAGAUCUUCAUAGCCGACUGGUGGCUCAGCCCCGAGGUGUACAUGAAGCGGCCCGCGCUCAACGGAAACUAUUGGAGGCUCGAUAUGAUCUUGAAGAGGAAAGCAGCGCAAGGUGUGAAAAUAUUUAUAUUGCUGUAUAAAGAAGUUGAAAUGGCGCUCGGCAUCAACAGCUACUACAGCAAAAGUAGAUUAGCUAAUGACAAUAUUAAAGUUUUCCGUCACCCAGACCACGCGAAGGCCGGCGUGUUCUUUUGGGCGCACCACGAGAAGAUCGUCGUUGUCGACCAGAGCGUCGCCUUCCUGGGGGGCAUCGACCUCUGCUACGGCCGCUGGGACGACCACAGACACAGGUUGACGGAUCUGGGUAAUAUAGCUCAACCGAAGAACUCUAUAAGGACUAAGAAGAAGACUUCGAGUUCGCCGGGCGGGGGCGGCCUGUACAUACACAACGCGAACGGCAUCGACGCCGCGCUGGAGCUGGCCAAGACCUCCAGAGAUAUCGUCAUCGGAUUGAAUGAUUUAGAACUACAAGAUUUGAAUGCAAAAGAACACGAAUCAAGUCAGCCGGAACAAAGCGAAGAGACCGAGAGCGUUCCGGAGCCGGAGCUGCCCGUACUAGAGCCGGGCGACCGCCUCAUGAUCGCCACGCAGCCCGACUACAGGACCGACACGCCCGAGAUACAGAAGCGCAACGUGCUCGACAAGCUGACGGACCGCGGGAAGGACAUCAUCAGCAGCAUACUGUUCGACGAGGAGAGGAACGAGCACAAGUUCGACGAGUCCGAGCGGAAGAAGGCCGAGAAGUACGCGCGCUCCAACGACUCCGUGCUGCUCACGGACGCGCUGGGCGUGCGGGGGGCGGGGGGGACGGCGCGCACCCCCGCACCCCUCGCGCAGGUCGUCGAGGGACGCGUCAUCACGGAGAGCACGAAGGACGCGCUGGAAGGCGUCGAGGGCAACUCGAAGCUGUGGAUCGGGAAGGACUACACGAAUUUCAUUGUUAAAGAUUUCAACAACUUGGAUUUGCCGUUUGUCGAUCUAGUCGACCGCAACACGACGCCGCGCAUGCCGUGGCACGACGUGGGGCUGGUGGUGCAGGGCGCGGCCGCGCGGGACGUCGCGCGACACUUCAUACAGCGCUGGAACGCUAUCAAACUAGAGAAGGCUAGACAAAACACAAACUAUCCGUACUUAGUGCCGAAGACAUACAGCGACAUACAGCCAUUAGGGGACUUCGACAAAUUACUGAACAUCGACAUGAACAACGUGUCUUGUCAGGUGCUACGCAGCGUGUCGAGCUGGUCGGGCGGGUUCCUGGACCCGGACACCGUGGAGCAGAGCAUCCACGAAGCGUACGUGGAUACGAUAACGAGGGCGCAGCACUACCUCUACAUCGAGAACCAGUUCUUCAUCACGCUGUCUCGAUCCAGCGUUGCGGUCCGGAACCAGAUCGGCGAGGCGCUGUUCAACCGCAUAAUGCGCGCGCACCGCGGCGGCGAGGCGUUCCGCGUGUACGUGGUGAUGCCGCUGCUGCCCGCCUUCGAGGGCGAGGUGGGCGCGCCCUCCGGCACCUCGCUGCACGCCGUCACGCACUGGAACUACCAGAGCAUCAGCAGGAGCCGUGAAGCCAUCCUGACCCGUCUGUACGAGGCGGGCGUGUCGGACCCCUCCGAGUACAUCACGUUCCACGGGCUGCGGACGCACUCGCGGCUGGAGGGCGAGCCUGUCACCGAGCUCAUCUACGUGCACUCCAAGCUGCUGAUAGCGGACGACAAGACGGUCAUCUGCGGCAGCGCCAACCUCAACGACCGCUCCAUGCUCGGCAGCAGGGACUCCGAGAUCGCCGUGCUGCUGCAGGACGAGCAGUUCACGGACGGGACGAUGAACGAGCAGGCGUUCCCGUGCGGGCGCGUGGCGGGCGCGCUGCGCAAGCGACUGUUCCGCGAGCACCUGGGGCGGGGGGAGGGGGGCGGCGAGGUCGACGACCCCUGCUGCGAGCGCUUCUACCGGCACGUGUGGCAGGCCGUGUCGCGACAGAACACGGAGAUAUACGAGGACGUAUUUCACAGCAUACCCACGGACGCGGUACACACGUUCGCACAAUUGAAACGUUAUCAAGAGGAGCACUGUCAGACAUUGUGGCACACAGACCCGGCGUUGGCGAACAGGAAAAUAGACCUUAUACAAGGUCAUUUGGUCGAUAUGCCGCUGGAUUUCCUUUGCAACGAAACAUUAACGCCGCGAAAUACUUCAAUGGAGGGAAUGAUGCCUACUUCGCUGUGGACUUGAUGGAAUUUAAGGAUAUUAAGUGAUUUCUCUUCAUUACUUAGAUCAGCAAAGUAGCUUUAAACACAACUUAUACAAGGUUGGUUUUUACUUGCCACUUUACUUUUAUUUUAAUAUCGAAAAUAAACCUGAAUAAAGAAACUGGGAACCCGCAAUCGAAACUGAAGGUAUCCUCUUGUGACUGGACCGUGAGGUAAUUGACCCCACGCAUCACUUGAUCUUACAUUGCGUAUAAUGCAAAAAACAUUGGGACACAUCUUUCGACCGCAUUUUUUUUUCAUUCGUCUUAUUUCAACAUUGCCUUCGUAAAUGUCGAAAAAAUUGAAUUUCACAGAAACUAUACAAAAAAAAAAAUUCACAGAAACUAUAUAUCGUCCUUACUGAUUGUGCUUUGACACCCAUGAAUUGGGUGUUUUUUAUAAUUUAAAUCGGGUGCUAAAUAGAAAAUAAAAAUAUUAGUAAUGUGGUUAUCAUGAACUUAAAUAAAAUCGUUUCAAAAACAUUAAUUUCGCAAUAAAAAUAAAAUACAUAUAAUUAAUUUUGCUCGAAGUAGGUAAUCGUUAAUGAUAUUUAAAUGAAAAAAAAAUUACGGGAGCUGGCUCUUAACUUGAUCAUAUAGUUAUUCAACUUUGAGCUUUAGAACAAUCUAGAUUUAAGUCUAAUUUCGCGAUUGAAUAUACAUUGAUUAGUUAUAUCGUUUAAAUGUGAUCUGAAUCUUUUCUGAUUCUUGAUUGUUCUCUCUUAAAAACUAUUCCGGUACUUUCUCUUAUAUCCCCUUCAUACGUCACAGACCAACAUUAUGGAUUGUGUGUUAAAAGAUAAUAAUUUAUAAGAAGUGUCUUUUAUACGAUAUUAACAAGAGACAAUUACAUUCGUAAAUUACUAUAAUACAAAUUAAAUAAUUUUGAUACUUUACAUUAAGAAAACGAAAAUUAAUUGACUAUUUUUCAUUAAACUAAUUUUGAAGACGUCAUGGUCUAAAGGAUAAGACGGCCGGUGCAUUCGUAUCGAGCGAUGCGACUUAUCAGUGUUCGAAUCUGGCAAGCGGGUAAAAAAAAUUCUAGUGAAAUUCUUACUAACAUAAUUAUGAUUUCUACCAUCAACGAAUAAAAAAUCUGUAAUAAGAAUCAAACUCGCAAAUACUGUAAUUUGCAUAAUCACUACACAAUUGAGAGAAUAGACCUCAAAUCCCAAUGUUGCUUGUGGACUUCGCUUUGUUUUUGUCCUUUGUUGGACCCUCACAUAAAUAUAGUAAUUAUAACAUGAAAUAAUAAUUAACUUGUAAAUUUCAUGAGGAAAAUAUAAGAUUUUUAUUGAUAUUCAUUGCUUUUGCAAGAGUCCAUGGACACCUCGAAUGACGCUACUCACCCUGAGAUAUUAAAGUAUUAAAUUUAUAUAAUGAUAUUCCUAUCCGGGUGAGCUUACAAUGUUCCUUCACUAGCAGUAUUUAAGGCAUGGGAACUAGGGAGCUACCAUCACUGACCUAUAGGCCGAAGAAGCCAUGAUCAUAUUGAUAAAUAGCUGAAUAGACGAUUAUUUUGUACCGUUAUCCUAAUUUCUACUAUGCGGCAAUCAUUGAAUACAGGCAAUCUCCCUAUAACACGGUAGAUACGUUCCUACAAAGACCCGUGUUGUGCAAAACAGUGUCAUACGAUACUAGAAGCCAGUACAAGAAGGAAAGUAUUUUUUCUGAAUGAAACAACUAUGCUUAUAUGUAUUUUUAAGCUUUUAUCGCGUGCUUUGAGCGCGGCGACCGAAUCAAGGAAUUCCGUAACGAAACUAAAACCUAACAACCCCACUCCGCCUAUCAUGUAGCUCGCGUUCAACACAUUCACACGUUGCCCUUGUGUAGUGUUUGUGAAUAAGCUCGCGGCGUGACGUCGCACUGCAUGCGCAUCAUGAAAAGUCUGCCCAUCUCUCUCUCGCGCGGUCUAGCUUAUGAGUGUGAAGAGGACAAUUAAUGUUUUGCUUUUGUUAAUGUUUAUAAAUAUAGCGUAUUCUUAUUUGAUUAUUGUUUUAAUAUUAAAUUAUUAUUGUCUAAUUAUAAUUGCAUAAGUUGAUCAAAAAUUCUAUGCAAUAGCUAUACCGCGGCAGUCCCCGAGUGCCACAUGUCUUUUUUUUGACCUAUUACAUAAAAAAUAAACAGUAAAAUUUCGGUUAUUCCCAUAUAUUUUGUGUUCAUAGUGCUUAAUGUAUUUUCUAAAUAAUUUUAAACAAACGUCUCGUUAUCGUGUUGUAGUUAUACCGUGUUAUAAGAAAGUUAUGGAAAAGUUUUCUUUUAGUGUUAGAGUUGAGGCGUGUUGUAAAAUACCGUGUUAUAGGAAGGCUAGCUAUACCUCAUCUAAUAGACCGGGUUACAUUUCCUCUCAUCACACGUCCCUGACCUUUGACAAUCCUUAGCAUCAUUCUUGACAUUGAACUUGCUACCUCUAUAAAGCAUUCCCUUCGACAAAUCUAUGUUAAGAACAUCCCUACUAAUAUGUUAUAAUUUCCAACUUAUUGUAAAACUUUAUAUGAUGUACACAAUCAAAAGUGUAGGAUAAGAGAUGAAGUGUUAAAAAAACUGUAUAUCCGCCGUACCUUACAAUUCCAUUUUUUUUCUUAUUUUAAAUUUCAAUUUAUACCCAAUUUUAUUGUUUCUUUGAAACAAUUAAUGUUUUGGGUCUAUAUUUUUUUCCAUUUUAACAUUCCUAAUAUUCUAAGUUGCUGUUUAAAAAUUACAAUCAAAAUUUUAAUAAAAAAUCAAUUUUAAUACUUGAAGCGUUUCAAUGAAUACAUAGGUUGUAGAUAUUUCACUGAAACACUCCUAGUGUUAACUAAUGUUUGAUUUUAUGUGUUACAUUUUCUCUUCUGUUUUGUUGUAGACCUUUUUUUUUCUAAUAAAGGUGUUAAUAAACUGUUUUUCAAUAUCUCUAACAAUAAAUCUCUUCUUUAUUACAAUACAAAAAAGUUCGUUUGACAACUACAUAAGAAAGUAGUAUUGUGAACUGUUAUAUCUUUGUCUUUUUAUUUAUAGAUGUUCGACUAUGUAUGCAUGACUUUUUCUAGCUGAAACAUUUCAAAUCAAAUCUAUAAUGAAGCGUUGUAAUUAUAAAUCAUGGUGUCUAUAUAUGUGUUGCAUUAAUUUGGAACUUAAGUUCCCGAUAUUUGGCAGAAAUAGGAAGCUAUUGUAUACAUAUAUAUCGACACUUGAAAGGCAAACGUGACUGAACUUUACAGUAGACUAAUUUAAAGUUGAAAUUAACUUAAAAUAUACCUGAGAAAUACCUGAAAAAAUAUAUAUUUUCACGAAUCUAGCUGUAGGAUUGAAAUGAUUUUAAUAGACCUAGAAAUAUAUAUUUUUUGCGGAUCGAAUAUGGUUAUUGCCAAUCAUUCAUGUACAAAGCAGUUAUUGUCGCUUAGUCACGUUUGCCUUUCAAGCGUCGAUAUAAAGUAUUAGAACAGAGAUAACAUAGGGAUGUAAACAUCUCAACGACUUUGAAUAUAAUAUAGUGAAAUUAUGUAAUUCGUAUUUCGUUUAAUUUAUUUUAGAUAAUCUUAUUAAUCUCAAACAAUAGAUAACUUAAACGAGAAAAUGAAAUGUGUAUUUUAAAAUUUAAUUCAAUUAAUAAGAAAAUAUAAUAAUAAAAUGCUAUGUAAUAUUUUAAAAUAUUUCAAUGUAGAAAUAUUAACAUCUUUUUAUAAUAAAGAUACAUUAAUUUGGACGAGAAUAAAUAGAAGUGAAAUACACAUUCGUAUAUUAAUCCAGUUAGAUUUCAAUAGUUAUUUAUUAUAGGUAAUAUAUUGUAUUAUUAUGUAAUGUAUUAUUUUGACUUUGGGUCUACUAUUCUAAUAUAAUUACUUGACAUAAUAUUAAGUAAAUUGAGAUUAAUAAUACUUAGUGGUGUACAUUACAGUAAUAUUAUCAUAAAAUGAGGUGUAAUAAUUUAUUUCAUCUACAAAUAAACGGUUGGAAUAUG